This is a messenger RNA of Podospora anserina S mat+, 1254 nucleotides long. RefSeq lists its product as uncharacterized. The coding region runs from base 1 to 1254 and encodes 417 amino acids. The record is from RefSeq and is a predicted model, not a curated record. The transcript is spliced from 2 exons. NCBI's taxonomy places the organism in Eukaryota, Fungi, Ascomycota, Sordariomycetes, Sordariales, Podosporaceae.
AUGAGGGUAGUCAACAGAGCCGCCUCUCAACGUUCCAAAGCUUCCGUCACCAGUUUACACGUUUUCCCGCUUCGAACUGUAACUCGGGAGAAUCUCAAGGGGUUAUGUGCUGCGCUCUGGGACUGGGAUAUGUGCCCUGGCUGUUUUGAGGACACAACCUGCCAAAACCCGACAUCAUGCCCCUGGUCUCAGCGAAGUGAUAGGUUAAUGCCAUUUUUCGACAUCUACCGACGGCUUACACGGGGUUACGUACCUGAGGAUUUUGAACAGGACAGCCAAGCGGCGGCGUUGUCUUGUCAUGAGGAUCUGUUCGAGCUGAUCACGAAACUGCGAGUCUACGGGCGGGAUACCAGCAGGGAGACCUUUCGAAAGUUUGUUUUCGAGGAGAGGGGUGUGCCGAGGGGAGAUCAGGAUAGGGCUAUUGAUCUCGCGUUGCGCAUCAUGACGAUGACCAGUCCGCAACCCUCGGUGGAGGACGAGCUUCACAGCAGGGUUCAUAAUCAUACCGACUUAGGAUCCGACCCGUUUAAGAUUGAGGAGACUUUUCCGGUUCGGGUCCACCCCUCCCUUCAGGAAACCGACCGGCACGCGCAUGCUGUCAAAAAGGGGCUGCAGGCUCACAAUUUGGUCCAGAAAGCGGGUUUGAAGUUGGAAAAGACUGAUGACCUGCGCGAGCACCUCAAACUGGAUGAAUCACAAGGCGUGGUGAAGAUCUUUUCCUGGAGCUCACUCCUCAAAGAAAACCUUCUCCUCCCGUUCACCGCCCACGACAGACAAGAUAACACCUGCGCCCCCCCUCCUCUUCCCCGCCCCCUAGCCCUCGAAACCCUCCACACGCUCCACCUCCUCUUCCCCCCCUCCUCCCCCAAAUCCCAAUCCCUUCUCCGAUCCCUAGUCUCCAAAUCGGGCUUCGACCCGGAUAUCCUCCGGUUCAAAACAUCCGGCCUCUCAGCAUUUGAACUCGGGCCGGAAGAGAGGGAAAAAGUGAUAAAAUUUGGUGUCUGGGGGUCGAGGUUGAUGGAUCUGUACGACGAGAUUGAGAACCCGAAGCCGAGGUCGGGGCUGGAUGUUUGGCUUGAGAGGAGGAGCAAGAGCAGGCAUGUGAUGAUGGCUACUAUUGCGGGGGUUAUGGCGGCGGUGGUGUUGGGGGUUUUGGGGUUGGGGGUGGGGGUUUUUCAGGCUUGGAUUUCGUGGCAGACGUGGGGGUUGGAGAGGGAACAGUUGGAGAGGGAACAGUUGGAGAGGGGGGGUUAG